AAAAAACAGCAGCAUCCUCAUCACCAGCUCCAGACGCCAGCGAUCAGGAAGCUCCGAGAGGGGUCCGCCGGAUUGAUGCCAAUGCACGCAGCAGCAUCACUGAUGUAUACGGACUAACCAACAUCUCUUGAUAUGGUCGAGUGCUGAUGGAGCCGUCAGAGCUGUUUGAGACCCGGGGGCUCCCUGUGGCACCGCGGCACGUCGAGCUGGACGUCUUAAGGUUCCUACAGCCGCUGAAGGAGGACAACAGCACGGCAGAGCAAUGCUUCCGCUCUCACUCUCGCAACAGCGUCCUCCAGGGCCUGCCGUUUGGUGGGGUGCCCACAGUCCUCCUCAUAAAUGUGGUUCUUUGGAUGUUGUUGUUGCUCAUCUUUUCUUGUCUGAGGAAGGCGGCGUGGGACUACGGUCGUUUGGCUCUGCUUAUGGAGAAUGACAGUCUUACAUCCCUCUUUUAUGGAGAACCGAGUGAAAAAGAGAAGUCUCCCUCAGAGUCCAGUCCCUCAGACUCUGAGAUAAAGGACAUGGGCUUCUGCUCAUGGCUCUCAUCUCUUUACCAUAUGAAAGAUGACGAGAUCCGCAGCAAAUGCGGCAUCGACGCAGUCACAUACCUGUCCUUCCAGCGCCACAUCAUGCUGCUCAUGACGGUGGUUUCCCUGCUGUCUUUGGCCGUGAUCCUGCCGGUCAACUUCUCGGGGAACCUCCAGGGAGACAGUCCCGAAGACUUCGGAAGAACAACACUGGCCAAUGUUAGCGCCAAGGACAGUUUUCUUUGGCUGCACAGCGUCUUUGCUCUGCUUUACUUCAUCAUCACCCUGCUGUCCAUGGCUCACCACUCGGCAAGGCUGGAGCACAGAGAGGACGACAAGGCUUCCAGGACUCUGAUGAUCACCUCCAUCCCCAGAGAGAUCUCAGACCCAGGACUCAUCACCAAGCACUUCCACGAGGCCUACCCCAGCUGCACUGUCACCGACAUCCGCUUCUGCUUCGACGUUCACAAAUUGAUGAAGCUGGAUUUAGAAAGGCGCAAGGCGAUGAAAGGCAGGCUGUAUUUUGCCACAAAGGCCCAAAAGGACGGGAAGGUCAUGAUCAUGACCCACCCGUGUUCUCAGAUAUUCUGUUGCGCCAUAUGUGGCUUUGAAAAGGUAGACGCAGAACAGUACUACGGCGAAUUGGAGGAGAAGUGCACAGAUGAGUUCAAUGCAGAAAAGCAACGGAUCACCAUGAAGAGGCUGGGCAUUGCCUUUGUGACCCUUAGAGAUGAGAGGAUGACAGCUGUCAUAGUGAAGGACUACAGCCGUGUGCGCUGUCGCAGCAGACCCCAGCAGUCCAGCAUCACCACCGUGGUGCAGCCGCAGAGAUGGGGCGUCAGCUACGCACCGGCUCCAAGUGACAUUAUCUGGGAGAACCUGUCUGUCUGCGGCUCUCACUGGUGGCUGAGAUGCGUCCUCCUCAACAUCCUCCUCUUCCUGCUGCUCUUCUUCUUCACCACUCCCGCCAUCAUCGUGAACACCAUGGACAAGUUCAACGUCACGCGGCCCGUGGACAGUUUGAGGAGCCCGAUCAUUACCCAGUUCUUUCCGACCUUCCUGCUCUGGAUGUUCUCGGUGCUCCUGCCUUUCAUCGUCUAUUACUCUGCCUUCUUUGAGGCCCACUGGACCAGAUCGGUUGAGAACCAAGUGACGAUGCACAAGUGCUUUUUGCUGCUGGUCUUCAUGGCGCUCAUCCUCCCCUCACUUGGGCUGUCCAGUCUUGACCUGUUCUUCACUUGGCUGUUUGACGUCAACUUUUUGGACGAGAAAGAGAUCAAAUUCCAGUGUGUGUUUCUUCCUGACAACGGUGCAUUCUUCGUAAACUACGUCAUUACUUCAAGUCUUAUCGGAACCUCUAUGGAGUUGCUUCGAAUCCCGGCGCUGACGGUGUACGCGCUGCGGCUCUGCUUUGCCAAAUCUCAGGCUGAGCGGAUACACGUGAAAAGGAGUCAGGCGUAUGAGUUCCAGUUUGGCCUGGAAUACGCCUGGACCAUGUGUAUCUUUGCUGUCAGUAUGACCUACAGCAUCACGUGUCCCAUCAUUACGCCCUUUGGUCUGCUCUAUGUGAUCCUGAAACACAUGGUCGAUCGAUACAACAUCUACUACGCGUACGUUCCCACCAAACUCAACCAGAAAAUCCACAGAGCAGCCACCAGCCAGGUCAUCGUGGCUCCAAUCCUCGGCAUGUUAUGGCUGCUCUUCUUCUCCGUGCUCAGAUUAGGUCCAAUGCAUCCCAUCACAUUGUUCACGUUGGUGUCCCUCAUCUGCUGCAUCGCCUGCUCCCUUUUCCGCGUAUGGCUUCGGAAGACACCAGACAAGUCAACUAGCUACCAGAUGUCUGAUCAGCCAGCUGCAGAGACGUUCCCUGAUGCAGACAGAAGCACGGCGACGUCAACCACUGCCUCCAAUCUGUUUGUUGCAUCCGUGUUGCUGGAGCCAGAGCUGGCUUUAACUCCGAUGCCUUCCCCGGCUCACCAAGGCUACGGCGCCAUGGCCAGCUCCCAGAGCUCAGGUCACGUACCGGUGGCUGGAGCCGAGGCUGAAGAGGAACAAACCCAAACCCGUGAGACGGAGCUCAGAGACCCUGCAGACCCCUACUCCUCCAGCCCGCUCAUGGACAGCCCCAGAAGCUACCACUGACAGCAGCUCCCACUUAAACUAAUUUCCCUGUGUCCUUUAGUGGUGGAGCGCAGAUUAUAAAAUGCUGCAAGGCUGCAUUUAAACCGCUGGCCUCAGACUCUAAUUUGGCUUCGUCAGACACUGAGACGAGAUAGAUCUUAUGUGAGGACAUGAAAAAUGUAAUGCAAAAGCAGAAUUCUUUAAAAACCGAGCAUUCGAAAAGACAGCAGCUAAGCCAAAUCGUCGUCUGAACCUGCUUCAUACACACAUCGAGAUCAAGCUAAUGUACAGAUUAUAAAAAAAAAAAAAAACAACAACAACAAAAAAAAAACAGAUUCUAUCUCCUACGGCGUCGUUUGCAAGUUUAAAAAGGUUUGAAAGUAACGGGGGGGAGAUACAGGCUUGGAGCUGCUAUCAGACAGACACGCUCCAUGCUGUGCAACUGGAACAUUAGCAGAGUUGAAAGUUCCCACCGCGGCGGGUGGUGUGAGCAGGCUUACCCCGGCAGACUGGCGGAGCGGGCCGGCCAUGGGUGAUAUGUGCUUCCUCUGUGAGGCGGAGGGUGAGGGCAGCGAGUUGUGAAGCCAUCUGGACACACAGAGGGCAGAGAGAAGCUCUCAGAUGGACUGUAGGAUGUGUACAGUCUCGCCACAGAGGCAGAAACAGCCUAAAGCUUAUUGUAAUUUAUCUCCAUAUGAGUUUGCUAUUUUUGCUACUGUAUUUUUGGUGUCAUUUCUGUGAAAGCUUUAAAUUGGAGGGGUAUUCGUCGUUCCCUUCUUGAUGAGCAAAUGACUUAUCUUGUUUAGAAAAUGUGUACCUGACCUAGUUGUUUUUAUGCUUUCACUUUCUUGCAGAGAGUGUGUGAAUCAAAUUUUGUGUUUCCAAGAAAUUAGAAUAUCAUGGAAAAGUGUAAUUAAUUUAGCAUUGCAGUUGGAAAAACUCAAAUAUCGAUUCAUUAUACACAACGUGAUAUAUUUCAAGUGUCUGUGUCUAUUUUGAUUAUGGAAAUUGGAAUAUUAUUUAGCAGAUCUCUGUGUUGUGGCUCAUGAAGUACUGACCACAGUUUUUCCUUCCACCCAACUUUCCACUAGCCUAUUUUUGAGGUUUACUCUCCUUGCGUAAGUUGUCAGUGACUGUUUUCGGUCUAAAGGACAUAAAAUAACGUUUCUAUACUAAAAAUCUUCUGUAGCGUUUAAAUUUUCUGAGAAACUGAAUGUUGGGUUCUCAUUAGAUGUAAGCCGUAUCAAAAUGAAAGGAAAACAAACGCUUAGAAUAUAUAUCUGUGUGUGUAAUGAAUCUAUAGCAGGAAUGAGUUUGGAUUAAAUUACAGGAACAGCUAAACUUUUUGAUGAUUGUUCUAAUUUAAUGAAAUGCACUUGUAAUUUAAUCAAGUACGAUGUUCUGUAAUCCAAAUUACAUUGGGAUAAGGUAAAUCCCUGUGUAAUUAAUAAAUCUUAAUGUAAUUUAUUUUUAUUAUUUUUUUGCAUAGCUUUAAUUCAUCAUGAGUCAUGAAACGUGAUUCAUUAUAUCUUAUGCAGCCUUGUCAGAUAGACGGACAAUCAAGAAAACCUGACCAGCACUUCUCCACAAAAGAGUCAAUGUGCAGAAGACACAUGGCACCCUCCGCAUUCAUUGGCACCACGGGUAAAGACCUUUACGAAUCCUUGAAGUAAAUUCCUCCUCUACUGAAGUAGCGUAAUCUUCCAUUAAAAUAUUUUGAAAUUAUUGUUAGAGCACAUAAGUGGUAAGGAAAAAAAAUCCUGCAUUAAGAAAUAUAAUUUUUUAUUUUGAAAGUAAAAUUGGCCUCACUUACAUUAUCCCUAGGAAUCCCUAUAAAGUAGAUGUGACUAAAGCAUUUUUUAUUCGCGUAAAGCUUUUUUUUAAUCAGUUUCAAGGAAUGCUUAAUUAGCCAUUUGUAUGUAGAAAUGUGGCUUCUUUUUAAACCACUGACAAGUAAGCUGGACAAGGAUCUAAGCUCAUCCUACCACCACGCACAGCAAUAAAUAAAUAAAAUGAAUUAUUAUUAUUUUUAUUUCUAAACUUGGGAGGCAUGCCAGCAAAAGAAAAAAGAAUCUGUCCUACCAUCACAAACACAAACAUGUGGAUGUUUGAGAGCUGGUGGCGUCCUGGGCAGGGAGCCAUAUUGUUCUGUUUGUCCUAAAUUAAUAAAUAUACUUCAAUUAAAGGUUCAAUCUUUCUAAAACAUCUGUGAUAAUACUACUUUAAGGCAUUUUAACCUGGCGUGUGACAGUCAAUGUGGAGGAUGCAGGUUAAAUUACAAGUUAAAUUACCUUUUAUUUCCUUGCACUUUAGGAAAGCUGUUCCUAAGUUGCUGACCUACUCCUUCAAGUUGUGUUAAUAAAGAGAAAAUAUAAGCACAUGCAAAAACUGCAAAACGUUACUGAGAUCUCAGAUGAAUCUAACCGUGAAAUAUUUUAAUCUUAAUCUGUGCUGAAAAUGAGUUUUACAAAUGCCAGAUGCAAAGGUUUUAAGAGGCGAUGGAUUUCAUCACCACUGAAUCUCUCGGAUCAGUUUGUUUGUGUAAACCCGGCUCUUCAGUUCUCCUGUGCUAAAAUCACUUUGUGUCAUGUUCCAAACACAAAAAGUAAAACUACAGC
This is a messenger RNA of Fundulus heteroclitus (mummichog), 5266 nucleotides long. It is a transcript of the gene tmem63c, whose product is annotated as transmembrane protein 63C. Bases 147 to 2669 code for a protein of 840 amino acids. Lineage: Eukaryota; Metazoa; Chordata; Actinopteri; Cyprinodontiformes; Fundulidae. Gene Ontology annotation, molecular function: calcium-activated cation channel activity. The transcript is spliced from 24 exons. Gene Ontology annotation, cellular component: plasma membrane. The record is from RefSeq and is a predicted model, not a curated record.